This is a messenger RNA of Dichomitus squalens LYAD-421 SS1, 210 nucleotides long. RefSeq lists its product as uncharacterized. The record is from RefSeq and is a predicted model, not a curated record. Lineage: Eukaryota; Fungi; Basidiomycota; Agaricomycetes; Polyporales; Polyporaceae. Bases 1 to 210 code for a protein of 69 amino acids. The transcript has 2 exons.
AUGUCGGACAAGGUCGACUCGAGCUCUCUCUCCUCCCUCUCCAACAUCAACCAGUACCCCAACUGGGCUGCGCAGAUGAAGGGCUAUCUCAUCAUGAUUGGUUCCUGGACUGUCACCAACUCGGCACCCGCUACUACGGCUACUACUGCAACGGCUGAAGAACUUAAGGAGCAUGACCUUGAGAUGAUGCUGUUGGAGUCGGUGCUGUAG